Lymnaea stagnalis (great pond snail) is the source of this 442-nucleotide messenger RNA. NCBI's taxonomy places the organism in Eukaryota, Metazoa, Mollusca, Gastropoda, Lymnaeidae. The record is from the annotation of a GenBank genome assembly.
GUUCAAAAAAUAUUGAAUCAGAUGACUCAGAUGCAGAAUUUAUAAUUCCUGAGCGAUCUAUAUCUUUAUUUGUGGAAAACCAAAAUCAUCCUGAGGUCUUAACUGCUGAAAUUUCCACAGCAGCUAAACAAUCAGAUGAUUCAAAGGAAUUGAACAGAACAUUACUCAACACUUUCCAUCCACAACCUGAGGUUCUUAUAUCCCAGGAACAGUUAACUUCAACUGAUUUAUCUAAUUCAACAUUCCCUACUUCUCAUGGUAUAGAGACUUCUGUUAUAUGUGAUGCAAACAAAUCUCACGUUGUUAUUGAAAACUCAUUGCUUACAACAAGCUCCCUAAGUAUCACACCAAAUAAAGAAAUCCAGGAGCAAAACCAACUUCAAAAGCCUCAGAUUGUUACAACAGCAGAGGACUGGGAAGAUGUUCAAACAGUUGAGCCAGG